Rhodofomes roseus is the source of this 1326-nucleotide messenger RNA. RefSeq lists its product as uncharacterized. The record is from RefSeq and is a predicted model, not a curated record. The transcript is spliced from 3 exons. NCBI's taxonomy places the organism in Eukaryota, Fungi, Basidiomycota, Agaricomycetes, Polyporales, Fomitopsidaceae. The coding region runs from base 1 to 1326 and encodes 441 amino acids.
AUGGAACAGUCAACCCCUACCGUCGUCAAUCAGCCGACGACGUUCACUCUCCCCCUUUCGCCCCCGACACCACAACAAAAGUACCAGCCCCCUCCGGCGCCCGCUCCUCGCCCAUUCGGGACACCUCUAAACGGGACCAUUGCAUAUCAGCAUGAAGACCCCCGUACGCGCUUGGAGGACGCGCUCAAGCGGUCCGUCACCGUUGUCUUCUGGUACAAACCCGACAGCCCGCCGAUCCGGUUACACGGGGAGGUCGCGACGUUCCCGCUCUUCCAGCUCUCGCAGUUCGCACACCUUGCCGCGGACCUUGGGUUUUCACCUGCAGCGUACGUAGACGCAUACAACCCGCAUGCACGCGCAUGGGAGCAACAAUCGAUCAGCGCAGUGCGCGCGGUCGAGAGCGAACAGCGGCUGCUGUUCCGCAUGCGCAAGAGCCUGUUGGAGGGGCUGGAGGACAGCGAAUGUCCGAGUUUGGCUGAGGAGAUUCGCUUGCAGCCGCAGCCACCAGAGAAGCCGCAUGCCUCCAAAAAGCGACCAUCGCCGGAUGGGUCUGUACUCAUGGCGCCGCCGGUAAAGUACGCAAGGGUAGAAUCAACCCUUACCCCGCCAGAGCCCAAUGGCACCUCCAUCACUCCGAGUACAAGCGCAGACCGAACCCCUGUGUCCCUCAGCAUCCCCGCGCCGUUCGUCUCCGUCGACCCGUCGGGGCCAGGCCCGUCCAAGCAGUCCCCGGAGCUCGAGGGCUCCUCCACCCAGCUCACCUUUCAGACCCACCCGCUCGUGAAGCGCUGGCCGAACGACUACACCGUGUUCGAGCUCUCCGCGGGCUUCCGCCAGAUGGACCUGCUCGUCGCGCAGCAGCCGUCCCUCACGCAGCGCACCGCGUUCGAGCGCGUGUUCAGCUGCCGGUACGUCAAGUCGACCGUGUGCAGGCACCGCGGCGUAUGGCGCCGCGCGCCGAAGGAGCUCCGCGAGACGUUCGAGCGGAUGGCCCAGGAUGAGCGCGGGCUGUGGAGUGAGUUCAUCAAGCGUAUCGAGGGAGGGACUGGGAGGACGGAUACGGUGGGGAGGAAGAAACAGCUGGCGGCGACGGCGGAGGCUGGGACGGACGGCGAGGCUCCCUUGAUGCUGACGCAACAGCCGACACAGUUUGGGGCUGUAGGGGAAGAUGAACAUCGGCCUGUGAUGGACUCGCUGUGCCUACCGCCUGAGGAAGAUGUUCCUGGCCAACAUAGCAGCUCGAAUGUAACCUUGCCACAUAGCCUGAACAACGGAGACUUCGGCGGAAAUGUCAAUCACAGUGGUCUAGUCGGAAACAUUUCUUGA